This is a messenger RNA of Ectocarpus siliculosus, 1269 nucleotides long. The record is from the annotation of a GenBank genome assembly. Lineage: Eukaryota; Phaeophyceae; Ectocarpales; Ectocarpaceae.
AUGGACUGGUGGGCGUUGAGGGACUACCCCCGGCCCGAUCCGGGGAUGGCUCGCCUGUGUCCCCGGCUCUGGCAAGCGUGGGUGGUGGGACUGAUCGCGGGAUCCAUGUUCCUGCUGGAGUAUGACAUCUGGGUGUACGCAGGGUUCGUUGCCGCGCUCUUCCUGGCGACGGCCCUCAUCCCAGACUCGGGGGACAGCCCGUCCCCGUACUUCAUGCACCUGGCAAUCCCUUUCUUCGCCGUCAAGGGCGUGCACGAGGGCGGCGGGUGGACGGCGAUAAGCUUCUACUGGGCGUUCUUCUUCCUACCCUUGGCCGACUUCGUCGUGGGCGUGGACACUUUCAACAAGCGGGACGCAGAGUACAAGGUCCUGCGAGAAAGGAAAUGGUUCCGGAUAGCCUCCUGGAUAUUCCUUCCGGCCCAGCUGGCUCUCUUGGCCUACGGUUGCCACGCCGUGAACACCAUCCCUCUGACGCCCCUCGAAUUUUUCGGUUUUGUGGUGUCUGUCGCGGUGUACACGGGCGGGAUCGGCAUCACCCUUAGCCACGAGCUGGUGCACAAGUCCAACCGUAUCGAGCAGUGGCUGGGACGAGCGAUGUGCGUCAUGAUAAGCUACGGCCACUUCUACGUCGAGCACAACAGGGGACACCACAAGCUUGUGGCCACGGACGAGGACCCGGCCACCGCGAGGUUUGGGGAGUCUUUCUACUCGUUCCUGCCUCGCUGCGUGGUGGGGAGCUUCGCCAGCGCGUGGAGGCUGGAGACCGACCGCCUCCGCGACAGGAACCUCCCGUUCUACCACAACGAGAUGCUCUGGUACUGGGUAGCCUCCUCGUGCCUCUGCGCCCUCUUGACCGCGAUGUUCGGCCCUCUGACCAUCCCGCUGUUCGUGGGACAGAGCUUGAUCGGAAUCUUCUUCUUCGAGUCGGUCAACUACGUCGAACACUACGGGCUCGAGCGCAAGCGAGACGAGCAGGGGAGGACGGAGCCGGUCGGGUUCGAGCACAGCUGGGACGCUCCCCACCGGCUGACCAACAUGGUGCUGUUCAAGCUCCAGAGGCACGGGGACCACCACGUCAACAGCACACGCCGUUACCAGACCCUUCGGGCCGAGCCCAGCCGCAGCCCCCAGCUCCCGUUGGGCUACCCGGGCUGUAUCCUCCUGGCACUCUUCCCUCCCCUCUGGAGGGCCGUCAUGGACAAGCGCGUGCUCAAGCUGCGGAGCAACAACCACCCGGGAAGGGCUUGGCGCCACGGGCCCCCUUCCUAG